Messenger RNA from Cyprinodon tularosa, 2107 nucleotides. It is a transcript of the gene pnrc1, whose product is annotated as proline-rich nuclear receptor coactivator 1. The record is from RefSeq and is a predicted model, not a curated record. Gene Ontology annotation, biological process: nuclear-transcribed mRNA catabolic process, nonsense-mediated decay. The transcript has 2 exons. NCBI's taxonomy places the organism in Eukaryota, Metazoa, Chordata, Actinopteri, Cyprinodontiformes, Cyprinodontidae. Gene Ontology annotation, cellular component: P-body; nucleus. The coding region runs from base 209 to 898 and encodes 229 amino acids.
AGUUUUACUCUGAAACGCAGAUAUUUUAUCACUUUCACGAACACAAGUUGUUUUCGUAUCCUCCGCUCGACGACAUCUCACAGAAAAAGUGUCGUGUGGUACUUGGCAAGUUGUUAGCUCGCUGUUAGCCUGUGACGUUGUUAGCUAAAACAACUCGACCACAUCGGGUGUUUUACCGCCUGUUUUAUGUUUUCUUCACUCCAAAAACAUGUUGGACGGAACUAUUGCGAACGGUGACCCAGCCAAUAGAGGAAAUAUUGAAAACAACAACCCGAUACAGAGCUGUAAAACGAAGCAGGCGCUGCUGAAGAAAGGAGGGAGGAAGUCGGUGCACCAUCACCAGAAAGCCCCGAGACACUGUCCUAACAUCCGGCUGUCGGACCACAACAACAACACCCUGACGGCCUCCUCAGGGCACAGAACCUCGGCUCAGUCCGCGGCUCACCUACCUGGAGGGAACCAGGCGGUGCUGAACCACCAUCAUGUCCGACAAGGAGCCAAGAAGGAGGUGCUGAAGUCUAAAUCUGUUCAGCCUCCCAGACAUCUCCCCAGACAUGAUCAAAUCCCACACAAUGUGAACACCAGGAGCCACAAACCCAAGCAGAGCCAGUCGCCCGCCGGCUCCCCCUCCGCAAAAAAGCACAACAACUGCACUCCUAAAAAGCCCCUCAACGUCUCAAACAACAUGACCAUCCCGGCCAGUCCCUCUGCUGAUGCAGAUUACCUCCAAGAUUGUGAAAAGAUCUACGCUGGAGCCAAGUUCAGCGAGCCGCCAUCACCCAGUGUCUUACCCAAACCUCCCAGCCACUGGGUGGGAGUAAAAGAGCCGCAGCAGAUCAACCAAAGCAGGGAGCAAAUUACCAUUCACCUGAAAUCGCUGCUAAAAGUUCAGGAUUAGACCUCAAUAAGAAGAUUCUAAUUGGAGCAAAGAAUGAGGUUUAAAUUCUAGAAAUUAGGAAUUAAGAGAUGAACCCAGUUUGGCCUUAAUCACUGCAAUAUUUAUGGAGAGGUUUCCUGCUCUGGUACAGUUUUCCAUUUUACAGACGUGCUGCCUGCAUGUUUAAACACCUCAGUGUUGCUGUUUGAGGACUUCCUGACAUGCCAUGUAUGUCGGGGUCCAUCAGAGGAGCUGUGUUUUUGUUACUGAAUUUCUUAGGAAAGUGUAUAUAUUUUUUUUGUUGGUUAUUUUUUAGCAGCAGCACAGCCACCGUUUCAUUUACACAAUGCAAAGCAACAGCACUUUGGUCCACCUUAAAAAGGCAGCCAUGUUGGACUUUUAAAAGAGCUUAUGUAAAAUGUACAUAAUGUAUGUUGUCUAUUUUCCUCUUUUAACUGAGAUUCUUGUUUUAUUGAGUUUCUGAAAUGCAAAAAAACGUCCCCUGCAAACUGAAGCACUUUUAUAGCUCCUUCAGCGUGAGACAGGAUGGCUCUGAGAGACUUUUAUUUUUAAUGGAUUUGCACUGAAAAUGAAGAAGAGGAAGGAGAGGAAACUUUGAUCACCAGCCAACUUCCACCUCCUGACUGGUUACUUUGAAACGUGGCUCGGAUGGCAGCCGUAAAAAAAAAAAAGCCAUAGCCAAACGUGAGCUGAUAGCUGAAGGUUUCUCUUUUUAUUUUUUCCUUUCUCCGACUCCUAGUCCAAAGGACAGUGAGUUGAAUCUGAGACUGAAGCAUGGAGGCUUUUGGACUCUCAGUGAACUGAAAAAACGAUCAUGGAAAAUGUCUCACUGCAGCUGAAGAAACUGAAACUCCAGCAUUCUCACAAAGUGCUUGUUAAAUUUGUUUUGCACUAAAUUUAGGUUGUUUUCACAUAAAGCUAGAAAUGUUUUUUUUCCCUUGCUGUAAGUUAUAAGUGUCAUACAGGCUUUACUAUUGAUAUUAAGUUUUCAAAAAAAAAAAAAAAAAGAUGCUUAUUUUGGAUAACUGACAGAAACAAAAGGCGUUGGAUUAUAAAAAUCCAUUAUUUUGGCUUUUUAAAAAGGUUUAUUUUCCAUUGACUGUGUUUUAAAUCACGGUAUUUUACACAUUUAACUUAAGUCUAAUUGCUUUUAAAUUUCUGGCAUUUAAUGGCCUGACAUUAACAUAAAGCAUUUGAGUGUUGAUCAUU